UUGUAUGAUCAGCCGACCCAGGUAGGGCGUAGUAAGUGUUCUCUUUUCACGUGUAUUGUCUCCUUACACUCUGUUUCACAAUGUCGGUUGUCCCUUGGUACAACUGCGCUGUCAAUUAACGUCAGUGUGAUCUACACAAGCUACUGAAGGCGAGGAGUCUCACCGUUAUAUAGCCCCGUGUCAGUAUUAAACAUGGCGGAUAUGAAUGAGGAUUUAUCCAUAUGCAUUAUCUGCAAUGAGAAGUUAAAGGAUCCGAAACUGUUACCAUGCCUACACAUCUUCUGCGAAUGUUGCCUGAGUCAACACAGACGGUUAGCACGAUCCGCAGCAUGUCCCAUGUGUAACUUUGAUGGCAGCAAACUUCUACCUACUCCUGUGACAGAGCGAGAAUGCAAAUUUCUGAAGAGCUAUUUUGAAAUCUGUAAUCAAGGUGCUGAAACCACCACCAACGACGAUGACAGCGUGGAAAUCUCUGACUCGGACGAUGACAAGAGAGAGGAUCCAAGAGAACAGAAUUCCAAUUCGGAUCAGGAAGUGGAUCUUCCAGAGAGAUCCCAGAGUGUCAUGUCCAGGUUGGACGAGUCCCAAGUGACGUGUCACACCCAUCCGGAACAAACCGCUGCAGACUUCUGUCCUUCGUGUCAGAAGCUCAUAUGUCAGAAAUGUGUGUCAACACUACAUAAGAAAUGCAAGGACGUUAUUUCACUACAAGAAGCUGUAGACAUGAACAUGCUAACAUUCAAUACCAUCCAUGAAUUUCUCACAAAGGUCUAUUUGGACACGGAAGCAAAGUUGAAACCUAGACGCGCGAGACUGGCACGUCUAGAUGAACAGAAACAGCAAGCGAUUGAGUCAGUCCAGACACUGAGGGAACAUCUCGUCAGUGUGAUUCUUGAAAAGGAAAAGGAAACGUUGAAAGAAAUAGAGGAACGUUAUGAAGAGGAAAGCAGUAAAGUCCAGAUGGACAUCUUCAAAGGACAAACGCUGAGGUCCUGUGUUCAAAAGUCAGUUGAUGUGUUUGAAUGUGCAAUGUCAAUGAAUGGUCAUGGCGAGCUGCUUGAGAUUGAGAAAGCAAUGUCAGAGAGGGUAGACCAGUACUUGUUGGAAUGUUCCCAGUUAUGCCAUCAGGUCCAGGAAAACAACAUAUCAUUCAUAGGAAACGACAAAGCAGUGACAAAACUCGAGAGGACGUUAAAUUUGGGAGAGGUUGUUAUAUCAACAGAAGGCGAAGCUACUCCUAAUGGACUAGCGUCUCCUCUGGAUUCUCCGUGGGAAGGGAAGCUGUCGCUCGUUGCAUGCUUUCAUGGUGGUACCCGAGAUGACUAUGCCGAACCUCUUUUGACAGACGUCGUCAUCCUGAGCGGUGGUGAUGUUAUCCUUACAGAUAGAGAUAACAAAUGUCUCAAAAAAUUCAAUGCCAACGGGAAGGUCCUAACUCGCGUGCCCAUCCCCGAUGUUCCUUCCAGAAUUGCCGUGAUCUCUAACAGCAAAAUAGUCGUCACAGUCAUGACCAAGAAGCUACUGCUGUUCUUCUCGAUUUUUGGAACUCUCAGAAUCCUGGCCCAGGUAAAGACAAAGAAGCAGUAUGCCUACAUCACAGGAACGCAGGAUGGUUCUCUCCUUGUUGGAACCAAUAACUGCGACACUAUAGAUCUCAUAUCUCAAACUGGCGCGUUCCUCAAGACCGUCUACACCCAGAAAUCAGAGAAAGCAGUCAUCUCAAGACCCUUGUACCUAACCCAGUCACCUAAAGGAUAUUUUGUGGUAUCAGACAGCGGUAGACGUUUGAUGUUUGCUGUUCACGAAGAUGGAACGAACAAGUUCACCUACAGGCCCAAAGGAGAAGACGCUUUGGAAUGUCCGCUGGGGGUCGCAUGUGAUGUAGCCAAUCAUGCUCUAUUGGUGGACAGGGACGGUAACUCUAUUCACCUAGUAUCUCCGAAAGGUACCCUGGUGAAGAAAAUACUGACGGAGGAGGACUCACUGACUAAACCCUGUGGGGUGUAUAUAUUGGGUAGGAACCUACUCGCUGUGACCCAGGUUGACGGUUACGUGAAGGUUUACAAAGCUGAAGGAAGUUAGGUCAUCAGAAUGGGAUCAUAUAACUCGUGUGCAGUUUAGGGGGUAUUUUGUCGCUUGUGUUCCUAUAAUCAGCAAUGCUACACUUAGUAAGACACGGAAGCUGUGUCUUGGUCAGAGUUGGGGAGCCAUUUAUGUGUUAGGUGCUACAUUUUGCAAUAUUCAAUCCCAAACACCAUACAUACAAAUGACCGUUACAUAUUGUACUCGUGUAGGCAAUUGAGCCCAGAUUUUGACCAUGUGGAGCCGAUGCUUUAACCGUUGGGAAAUGAACGUUCCGGGUCUUAUAUAUACUACAAACAAAAAAUAUGGGAACACCCUAAAAUUUGAUAGUCAUAUAUAAACUAAAACGUGGUGAGGUAAUUUAUACGUAAGGUAAAUGCAACUUUUUGUGUGCUUAAUGGGCACUUUAAACGACAUGUUGGAACAUGCAGUGGAGCAACUGAUUCAAUAUUCGUUGAAUUUGAGUGAAAUAAAACAUUGUCAAACACAGAGAAAAGCAAGGGUGCUGAAACACACCCGCACCAUGUUUGAUUCAAACGCCCAAUUUAGUUUCACUUUGAAACGAUAUAUCCGAAACUAGACACUCGUUUUGAUAAGAGAAACCAGUUUCAGAAACCAAAACCAGUUUCGCAAUAGUCAAACAGGCCCAUAGUGUCCCAGAGGUUCCUUGAGGGAAAACACGUUUGUGACAAAGGAAGGGUACUGGAGAUGCAUUCUGUGUUUGAAUUGUUCCGGGGAGCAAACAUGGCGUUAAACGGAACUGAUCAGAGAAUGCCUUCUUCCAAUUGUCGAUUUGUUUUAAGGGCAUGCUGUGAAGCUGAUCUCACUGUACGCAGACAUGCCAGUAACAAUAUGUCAUAUAGCCCAAAAACUGCUUCAUGAUGACAAAAAUGGUGCCGUAUAAUGUGUGAUCUAUUAUGUAUUUUGGGUUGCCAUGUAAAAGGUAGUUUUGCUAGAAGUGUCGAUGUAACUAUAAAAUGUGCUGAUAUUCCACAAAAGA
This is a messenger RNA of Haliotis rubra (blacklip abalone), 3082 nucleotides long. Its product is annotated as E3 ubiquitin-protein ligase TRIM56-like. NCBI's taxonomy places the organism in Eukaryota, Metazoa, Mollusca, Gastropoda, Lepetellida, Haliotidae. Gene Ontology annotation, molecular function: zinc ion binding. The record is from RefSeq and is a predicted model, not a curated record. Bases 193 to 2082 code for a protein of 629 amino acids. The transcript is spliced from 2 exons.